AUGAAACUGCGUGACUACCCAACGGACCCUAUCAAAACCCUCAUUGACUCUGGCGCCACCUCCAACUUUAUUUCUCCCUCAUUAGUAGAACAACUUAAAAUUCCAAAAACCCUACUCGAAAAUCCACGAGUAGUGAGGAUGUUAGAUGGUACGAUUUCCCAGACUGGUUGCAUUUGGCACCAGGUCCAACUCACGGUUUCGGCCAAUGGCCACACACAUUCCAUUCCUUUCCUCGUUUGCCCCAUUGGGAACACCCCGGCUAUCUUAGGCAUGACUUGGCUAACGGCAGAAGCUCCCCUCAUUGACUGGCAACAGGGAUCAAUCACGUUCCCGGAACAGGUGCAGAUUGCCUCUGAGGAGGAAGCAGACUCAAACCCCCUAGCGGAUCUUCCGGAACAAUACCAUGAAUUUGCCAAGGUCUUUGGCAAAGAAGAAUUCAAGGUACUUCCCCCACAUAGGGAAUAUGACAUUGCCAUAGAUCUUGUCCCGGAUGCUAAACUAUCUCCCGGCCCCAUAUACGGUAUGACAGAUGCGGAGUCUAAAGCGCUGAAGCAGCAUAUUGAUGAGGAACUGGCCACGGGCAAAAUCCGCCCUAGUACCUCCUCUGCCGGCGCUCCAGUGAUGUUUGUCAAAAAGGCCGAUGGAUCCCUUAGAUUAGUUGUUGACUACCGAAAGCUAAAUGACGUAACCCAUAAAAACGUAUACCCCUUACCAAGGCAGGACAACCUCAUGGCCAAACUCAGGCAUGCCAAGAUCUUUACCAAGCUAGACCUUCGGUGGGGUUAUAACAACGUCAGGAUUAAGGAGGGAGAUGAGUGGAAGACGGCCUUCAGAACCAAAUAUGGCCUAUUCGAGUACUUAGUUAUGCCAUUUGGACUUACCAACGCUCCUGCCGCAUUCCAACACUUCAUGAAUGACCUGUUCCGAGACCUCAUUGACAUUACAGUGGUUAUUUAUUUGGACGACAUCUUGAUUUUCUCAGAGAACCCCAAGGACCACCCAACUCACGUCAGGGAGGUCUUAUCACGCCUGAUGAAGAAUCAAUUAUUCUGUAAACUCUCCAAGUGCCACUUCCAUGUCACCACAGUGGAUUAUCUGGGUAUCGUCAUCUCCCCAUCAGGUUUUUCCAUGGAUCAAAAGAAGAUUGAUGCGGUCACGUCAUGGCCUACCCCUAAGACAGUUAAACAGUUCAGUAGCACGCCCCCUGCACAACCUUACCAAAAAGGAAACCCCCUGGUCGUGGGAAACCUUGAGGAAGAAGCGUUCCAAGAGCUGAAAUCCCUUGUCACCCGGUCACCUGUCCUUAUUCACUCCAACCCAGAUCUGCCCUACUACCUGGAAACCGAUGCAUCAGGAGUGGCUAUGGGGGCAAUCCUUAGUCAAAGAGGAGAAGAUAACCGCUUACACCCAGUAGCUUACAUGUCUAAGUCAUUCUCAGGAGCAGAAGCCAACUACGACACUCAUGAUAAAGAGCUCCUGGCAAUAAUCAAGGCAUUGGAAGAAUGGCGGAUAUUUCUAGAAGCAACGGACAAACCCAUUCAGGUUUUCACGGAUCAUAGAAACCUGGAGUACUGGAUGCAGGCAAGAACAUUCAACCGGCGGCACGCCAGAUGGCGCGUAUUCCUGAGCGACUUUAAUUUUGAAAUCCAUUAUCGCCCAGGAAAACAGUCAGGGAAACCGGACGCCCUGUCCAGACGGUCUGAUUACGUGGACACCCCCCAGGAACCAGAAGUAAUGCUACCAGCAGAGGUCUUUGCAAACACGUCAGAAGAGGAACUAGAAAUUGUCACAGAAAUUCGUUCCAAAUUGAAAGAAGAUCCCUCAAUCGAGCCAAUCAUCCAAUUCCUAACGGAAGAUGCGGAUAAUGCACCUCCGUCCAUCCGAAAGGCCUACAGGGACUACAAUUGGGAAGAAGAUUUGCUAUGGUACCGCGGAAAACUGGUAGUUCCGGACUCAGAACCUCUGAAAGAGCGACUAUUGAGGGAAUUCCAUGACUCCCCCCUGGCAGGUCACCCAGGCCAACAAAGGACGCUCAAACUCAUCAGCAGGAACUACUGGUGGCCUGGAAUGAAGUCUUCUGCAAAAGAAUGGGUUGAAUGCUGUCCAGUUUUGAUUGCCCUAAAACCCUUGGAAGUCCCCCCUUACCCAUUCCAUACCAUAUCGUACGACUUCAUCACCGGGUUUCCCAAGUCCCAGGGCCACGAUGCUAUCCUUGUGGUUAUCGACUCAUUCUCCAAGUUUGGUCACUUCAUUCCCACGUCCAAGAAGGUCACGUCCAAGGGAUUGGCGGAUUUAUUUGUAAAGCACGUCUGGAAACUCCAUGGUUUGCCAAUCAGAACCGUCUCGGACCGAGGAACCACGUUCACCGGCAAGUUUCUCAGGGCACUCUAUCAAAGGCUGGGGAUCAAACCAUCCUUUUCCUCCGCUUACCACCCAGAAUCCGACGGGCAGACGGAAAGGGUCAACCAGUUCAUCGAGUUCUACCUGAGGUCAUACGUAGCAGCCGACCAUUCAGACUGGGCCACCUGGCUCCCUUUGGCAGAAUACGCGUAUAACAAUGCCAAACACGCGUCUACAGGAAAGACCCCCUUUGAACUAGUCUAUGGAAGGAAUCCAGUAAUGAAUCCCUCCAAUGUCCCAGCCAACGUACCAGAGGCAGAUGAGGUAGCAAACACACUAGCCCGCGAAUGGAAAGAAGCCGAAUCAGCCCUCAGGUUAAGCAAGGAACAAAUGAUCAGAAACCAGGGAACAAUACCGGAGUAUCUUGUAGGGGAAAAAGUCUGGCUUGAUGGGAAGAACGUGGAACUCAGGACCAAUUCCAACAAGUUAGAUCCCAAGCGACUGGGACCAUUUGAGAUCACGGAAAAAGUCUCCAGCCACGCCUAUCGAUUAAAACUCCCAGAUACGCUGAAAAUCCAUGAUGUGUUCUACGUAGGGUUGCUUUCCAAAAGUCAUGAAUCCCCAAGUCAACCAUUUCCAGAACAACCCCCUCCUGAAACAAUAGAAGGGGAAGAAGAAUACGAAGUGGAACAGAUCAUUGAUUCCAAACGGCAACAAGGGAAAUGGUUCUACCUAGUCAAAUGGAAGGGUUAUGGUCCGGAAGACAAUUCCUGGGAACCUGAGGAGCUCUUGGAGAACAGUCAAGAGGAGAUCCAACGCUUCAACAAGUCGCGACUAAAAAAGGCUCGUGACUCCGCCAAGAGCCUUUAA
This is a messenger RNA of Rhizoctonia solani, 3210 nucleotides long. Its product is annotated as Retrotransposable element Tf2 protein. Bases 1 to 3210 code for a protein of 1069 amino acids. Gene Ontology annotation, biological process: DNA integration. Gene Ontology annotation, molecular function: nucleic acid binding. NCBI's taxonomy places the organism in Eukaryota, Fungi, Basidiomycota, Agaricomycetes, Cantharellales, Ceratobasidiaceae. The record is from RefSeq and is a predicted model, not a curated record. The transcript is spliced from 3 exons.